Molecule: messenger RNA, 2868 nt
Organism: Aspergillus caelatus
Lineage: Eukaryota; Fungi; Ascomycota; Eurotiomycetes; Eurotiales; Aspergillaceae
Product: glycoside hydrolase family 71 protein
Exons: 4
Coding region: 61-2868 (935 amino acids)
Biological process (GO): mating projection tip cell wall disassembly
Molecular function (GO): glucan endo-1,3-alpha-glucosidase activity
Source: RefSeq, a predicted model, not a curated record
GACUGGAAGCAUGAUAUCACCCUCGCACAAGAGGCGCAUAUUGAUGCCUUCGCGCUCAACAUGGCCCAUAACGAGGCAACGAACGAACGGUCUGUUAAGAAUGCCUUCCAGGCAGCCGAGAGCCUUGGAUUUCAAUUGUUUUUCUCUUUCGAUUACGCCGGAAAUGGGCCAUGGCCCCAAGCAGAGGUCAUCGCGAUGCUUCAAAAGUACUCCUCCAGUUCGGCCCACUACCGUUACCAGGGCAAGCCUUUUGUGUCCACCUUUGAGGGGCCUGGCAAUGCAGAAGACUGGAUUGCCAUAAAGGCUGCUACUGGCUGCUUCUUUGUCCCUGACUGGUCUUCGUUGGGCGCCAAGCCGGCUCUUCAACUUGCAGGGGGCGUGGCUGAUGGCUUAUUCUCGUGGGCAGCUUGGCCCACGGGGUUGGGACGAAUGAAUACCUACGUUGACGCAUCGUAUAUCCAGUACUUAACGGAGGCAGGGAAGCCAUAUAUGAUGCCAGCCUCUCCGUGGUUUUAUACCAACAUGCCUGGGUAUGAUAAAAACUGGCUUUGGCACUCGGACUCUCUCUGGUACGAUCGCUGGGUUGAAAUUGCCUAUCUGGAACCGGAGUGGGUCGAGAUAAUCUCCUGGAAUGACUACGGCGAGUCACAUUAUAUUGGCCCCCUCAACGACAAGGCGUACGUGGCGUUUCUCACAGGGAGGGCGCCUUAUAACUAUGUGCAAGAUAUGCCUCAUGAUGGAUGGCGGACACAGCUCCCGUAUCUCAUUGAUUUGUAUAAGACGGGGACAUCGUCGGUCACAAAGGAGAACUUGGUCGUCUGGUAUCGCACCAACCCCCGAACUACCUGUUCUGGUGGAGGCACAACGGGAAACACAGCAAGUCAACUCCAGAUUGAGUACGACGCGUACACCUUGGUGGACGACAAAAUCUUUUUCUCUGCACUGCUCGGCUCAAAUGCAACCGUUACCGUCAGUAUCGGCGGCCUUGAAUAUGACGGCCACUGGGAGUUUGAACCAGAUGGCGGUGUUGGCAUCUACCAUGGCAGCUUUCCAUUCAAUCUGCAUCUCAUGGGCGAAGUAAUAGUUACGAUCUCACGAAAUAGUAAAGAUGUGCUUACUGUCAAAGGAAAGGCCAUCUCAGACACGUGCGUCAGUGGCCUUGCCAAUUUUAAUCCGUGGGUGGGAUCUGCCACUGCUGGAUCAACAAUCAAAGCUGUAUCGCCGAAGCUGAAGCUCUCCGAACAAACUUGUAUCAAAGGGUCCGGAGCUGGAAACUUCGCCGGUCUGUGCCAGUUCACUUGCAAGUAUGGAUAUUGUCCGGUAGGCGCAUGUUAUUGCACUGCGAUGGGCGCCGAAAAGAAGAAGCCUAAAGCCACAGGUAAGAAAGGAUAUCCCAAAAAUGGCGAUGCAAAUUAUGGAGGGCUUUGCUCGUUCGCUUGCAACCUUGGAUACUGUCCCGAAUCAGCUUGCUCAGAAACACCUUCGCCACCAUAUAUCCCUCCCAGCUCUCCAUUUGCUGCCCGUGCUUGCACAGGGGGCGAGAGUGAGCAUGGAGAAAAGUAUGCCGGGCUGUGCAGCUUUGCCUGUGCUUAUGGUUAUUGCCCUAUUAGCACAUGCUGGUGCGCUGAAGUAGGUGAUUUGAACGUUCCACCGCCCCCAUCUGAUGUCAAAGGUGUCCCAGACACCAGUGAUGCAGAUGAGUAUGAGCUGCUCAAAGGGCUCUGCAAUUUCGCGUGUAGUCGAGACUAUUGUCCUCCUGGUGCCUGCAAGCUGGCCUCUGAAGGCGAUGGUGAUGAGUAUGACGAUGACGAUGGCGACGAUGACCGGCCAACAGAGAUCAUCGUUGAUGGAUCGAUCUGGCAGGACGCAAACCCAGCAGUCAGCUGCGGCUCAGACUGCAUUCUCGUGCUCCCCCCAGUUACCCUCCCAAGCCCGACAGUCAUCACAUUCGAUAAUGACCAAGGGGGCUACCAAACCACGUUGAACGUGGCAUGGGAGGUUCCCGUCACUACCACAUUACCGGAUGGUCAAGUAGUAACUACUUCGAGUAUUAGCCAUAUUCUACAAGAGACCAGAAUUUCCGUUCCUCCGACCACGGUUAGUGUCUUGCCGUUGUGGCCGGUAACAAUCACGAGCCCAACUCCUACGACAACCAUUUACCCUAUGUAUCGUAUUCCUCCGCAAACAAUCGUUAUUACGGAUGACCCAAACCCCCUGUCGGAGGAGGGCGUCUCGCAUUCACCAGUCACUCGAGAUAUAACCAUCCCGCCUUACCCUUGGGUAUCUGAAUCAGCUCGAGACACAAAAAUUCCGCCUGUCACGUUUACUUCGGCUUCAGACAGCAGCAAUGGUCCAAAAUGUACCAACCGUGCCCGAUGUGGCUCAGGCUGCCAUUCUAAAAACUUCUGCGGCGAUGGUCCAUGUCUCAUCGGCUGUGGUGGCGGAGGCUUCGCUGCCUCGAACGACCCAAAACCGCUCCCGAACCCUCAUCCAGGCCCUAGCCAUAACAAAGGCGAUGACAGUGACGAUGACGAAGAUUCCCAGACAUACGAAGACCAAGGUUCUGAUGGUGGUGCUGGGUCUGACAUUGACAACUAUCCACAAGGCGAUUCACGAUAUUAUGCUACUUUGACUGAUAUCAGCAAAGCGGCUCAGCAAAUGUGUGAGGGUUUAUUUACUGACUUCAACGACGGGGUCCAGUUUACUUCAGUGCAGGGCAUUGGAGAGCGCAAUACCUGGUCACUUGUGAUGCAGUACACGAAGGCAGGCGGCUGCCCUGCGGCCCCCAACUUUAAAGCCAAAAAGCAUCAGGCCGCCAUUGAUACCUGCAUUGAAAAUCUGAACCUCAUCAUCAACAACUGUCAGUAA